Messenger RNA from Cetraspora pellucida, 2088 nucleotides. NCBI's taxonomy places the organism in Eukaryota, Fungi, Glomeromycota, Glomeromycetes, Diversisporales, Gigasporaceae. The record is from the annotation of a GenBank genome assembly.
AUGGGUAAAGCCCAAAGAAAAAAGAAAGUAAAGCCAAUAAAGUCAAAUCCGAUAAUUGAUGAGUCUGUUUUUACGAGUUUAGAUGAGAAUGAUACUUUAAAGCUACAAAAUAUUCUAGAAAGUGGUGAUACUUUACCCGUGAUAAAGCAGUUAUACUCACCUGACGCUAAAGAACGUGCGUGGGCUUCAAGUUGUUCUUCAAAUCUCAUAUUGGGUGACAGGAAGAUUCGUCGUUUACUGUUAUCACAAAAUCUUAUUAGUGCUCUCAUUGAGCGAUUGACUGAUGAUUACGAAAUAACACAAGAAGCUCUUGGUACAUUAAGAAACCUCACGGUCGUUGGUGAGCAUGAGAUCUGUGUCGAAAUGUACAGUAAAGAUAUAAUUACCCCACUGAUGGCAUUACUUCCAAAGGUUUCUGAAAUUAUCGAUAAUAUUCUAAGAGGAGUUCCUGUCAAAUCAGAUCCAAUUGCAGAUGCAAGAAAAACUAUAUGGAAAUUUGCGGAAAAUAUUAUCUGUAUAUUUUGGGCAUUAAGCGAAACAUCCCAAGAAAUACUUAGAAGCAUAAAUAAUACGAAUAUUGUUCCAUUUUUAAUGUCUUGUCUUAUUCAGUCUAAUGCCAUUCCCACCAACACUGUCGUUGCUGCUGCCCAAUGUCUACACACUUUAACGGACGAAAAUCCAGACAUCCAUAUUCAUUUUCAGCAGAAUCAACAAUAUAUACAAUCGUUAUUAAAUAUCAUCAAGUUUGAUGAAAGUAAUCCCUCGUCAACCGAAAAUUUGUUAUUUAUCAAAGUUCUAUGUUGUGGAAUUCUAUCGAAUAUUUGUUCCGUUGUCGAUCUUUCUACAUCAAAAUCGGAGUCCACUUUGUAUCUAAAUGAUUAUUUGAUACCGGUAUUAGUAUCUUGCUUGACUUUCGACAUUAACAAAGCUGCGAAUGAAGCUAUAGAGAACGUUUCAGAGAUUGAAAAUGCGCAAGAUUCAGAACCAAUAAAAGAACACCCAAAAUUUACAAUACCAACGGCAGAAAAUAAUCUAAACAGUAUCAAUGUACGACUAACGACUUUACAACUUGCUCUCGAAAUUUUAACCAAAAUUUUUUUGGAUUGUUUUUCCAACGAUGGUGACGAUGAUGGGUGGCAAGAUGAGCCUCAAGAAGACAAUGAUAUUAUGUCCGCUAAUGUUAAAGAAGAUACUAACAUAAUGGAAGAUAUCAUUAUGAUGAAUGGGAGUCAACCUGAUAAACAAUCAAAAAUUCAUUCGAUAUUAAACACUUAUGCUACCAUUAUUCUACCCAAUCUUUUUAAAUUGGCCUGCCCAACACAUUUAUCAUUCCCAGAACAACUUGGUCCUAACGUGUUGUCGAUGCCCUCAGCUACUCCAGAGAUCACUUCAUCGCUUGCAACUGUGCAUUUGAGAGCCAUAGAAUGCAUUAAUAAUUUUCUUUUAAUAAUGGUAGAUAAUGUCGAAGAUAAAUGGUGGUUUACGCAGCAUCGAGACGAUGCUAAACAAACAUGGGCAUUUCUAUUUGAAUUGAGUGGUCAAAUCACUGGAAAAGGAAUAGGUGAACCAGGACAAGAAAAUAGAGAUAAAAUUCUGGAUGUAUUAAUAGGAUGCCUUUGGACUUUGACCAGAGGGUUAGAAGGCGAUGUGCCUGUUACUGAUGACCAAAUUCAUGGUUUGAUUGGUUGCUAUGAGUUAGAUGUAUGUAAUACAAUGCGUGUAAAAGUAAUUGGUACAUUAGGUGUGAUUGCAAGGCGACAAAAUGCUAUAAACGAUAACAAGCUGAUAGGAACGUUCCUACUCAAUAUCCUAAGCUCUUUAAAAAAUGAUUUGGCGUCUCCGGAAUGUGUAAUCGAAGUUCUUAAUGCUAUAUAUGACAUAUAUGCUGACAAAGAUUUUGAUUAUGAUGAACCAGUUUUUGUUCAAGGUGGCUAUCUACCUUUACUCGAAAGUAUGGUUGAUGCAGUUCGUAAAAUGACGAAAUCUAUUGAUAAGAGAACGACACGUGAUUUACGUCUUCGCGCGGAUGAAGCUUACGAAAAUCUUAUUGCGUUUAUAAAGUAUAAAAGAGAUGAACAACAUAACUAG